Messenger RNA from Helianthus annuus (common sunflower), 1872 nucleotides. Its product is annotated as putative pentatricopeptide repeat-containing protein At1g12700, mitochondrial. Bases 1 to 1860 code for a protein of 619 amino acids. The record is from RefSeq and is a predicted model, not a curated record. The transcript is spliced from 3 exons. Gene Ontology annotation, molecular function: protein binding. Lineage: Eukaryota; Viridiplantae; Streptophyta; Magnoliopsida; Asterales; Asteraceae.
AUGAACUGCACAAGAAUUCCGCUUCGUUAUUACUCUACUGCUUCACCUUCUUCAACCACCCAUUUCAAUCAAAGAAUCCUGCAUCUCAAAAAUGCCUUCAAGAUCGAUGAUGCCCUCCAACUGUUUGAUGAAAUGCUUCAAAGACAACCUCCUCCUUCCAUCAUACAAUUUAACAAGCUGAUGACUCUUAUUGUAAAGAUGAAACAUUAUUCCACAGCUCUUUCACUCUUUAAGCAAAUGAGAUUGAUGGGUGUUCCUGUUAGUAUCCCUACAAUGAGCAUCUCUAUUAACUGUCAUUGCCGGUUGAAUCAAGUCGCUUACGGUUUUGCCUUACUAGCAACCAUUUUCAAGCAAGGUCAUCCACCCGAUUUGGCCACCUAUAACACUCUCAUUCAUGGGCUUGUUCUGGCUGAUCGCGUUUAUGAAGUUGUUGAGUUGUUCAAGAAACUGCUUAGAGAGAAAGUUUGUGAGCCUAAUCAAGUUAUGUAUGGAACCGUUAUUAAUGGGUUGUGUAAAGUAGGUCACACUACCAAGGCCUUUGAACUGCUCAGGUACAUGGAAUCAGGCUCUUGUAAACCAGAUGUAGUACAGUACAAUACAGUCAUUGAUAGCCUUUGCAAAGACAAAAUGGUUGAUCAUGCAUUACAACUAUUUACCAUUAUGACUGAAAAGGGUGUCCUUGCAGACGAGAUCACUUACAGCUCUUUGAUUCAGGGUCUAUGUAACUUUGGUCGAGAGACAGAAGCUGCAAGAAUGUUGAUGGAUAUGGAGGGGAAAGGGGUAUCUCCAGGAGUGCAUACCUUUACUAUAUUGGUGGAUUGGUUUUGCAAGAAAGGAUCCGUAAAAGAUGCAGAGCUUGCUCUACAAGCAAUGGUACAAAGAGGACUAAAUCCAAAUGUAAUCACUUAUAAUGCACUAAUCGAUGGAUAUUGUUUGCGUGGUGAAAUAGAGGAAGCAGAGAAUGUUUUGAAAUUAGAGUGGAUAAAACAGAUGAGAUACAAACUUAGGAAGAAACUUGGAGUGAUUUGCAUUAUGGGGUUAUUUCUAACAGAGAAUGUUAUAGAUCGUAUGAUGGAGCAAGAUAUUGUGCCCGAUAUCAUCACCUAUAACAGCCUGAUAAACGGAUACUGUAAGAAGAAGAGAAUCGAUGAGGCCAGGCAUCUCUUUCAAGAAAUCCAAGACAAGGGUUUGAUUCCGGACGUUAUUACUUACAAUAGCAUGUUACAAGGUUUGUUUGAAUCAGGGAAUCCUGCAGCAGCUAGAGAACUCUUUAACGAGAUGCAAGCAAAGGGCCACACUCCAACUGUAUUGACUUAUGGCAUCUUGUUCCAUGGAAUGUGCAAAAACUCCCAGACAACUGAUGCAUUGGCUCUCUUCCGUUCGCUGGGAAGCAACGAAUUGAUGAAAGGUAUAGUGUUGUAUAAUAUAUUGAUUGAUGGUUGUAACAAAUGUGGGAAGCCUAACUUAGCUUUGGAUCUGUAUGAUGAACUUCUAUUAAGAGGAUUGAAACCAAAUGUUAGGUCCUAUAACGCAGUGAUACUUGUUUAUUGCCAAGAAGGCUUAUUGGUUAAAGGUAAAGAAUUGCUCAGAAAGAUGGAAGUGAACGGUUGUUUGCCAAAUAGUUUCACAUACAAUAUAAUAGUUCGAGAGUUACUAAAGAAAAACGAGUGUGGAGAGGCCGAGAUAUUUCUUGAAGAAAUGAUAAACCGAGGUUUUAUGCCUGAUCAUGCUACUUUUGAGAGCUUACUAGUCCGGAUCCCAAAUGUAGGAAAAGAUUCUCGUUUGCGAACAAUUGUUCUAAAGCUAACAAGUGUAGAAAGAAAAGAUGGGGGAAUACCUAAUAUAACAUCUCCGUGUUAACGUUUGUCUUGU